This is a messenger RNA of Syngnathus acus (greater pipefish), 2930 nucleotides long. It is a transcript of the gene mindy4, whose product is annotated as MINDY lysine 48 deubiquitinase 4. The record is from RefSeq and is a predicted model, not a curated record. The transcript is spliced from 18 exons. Lineage: Eukaryota; Metazoa; Chordata; Actinopteri; Syngnathiformes; Syngnathidae. Gene Ontology annotation, molecular function: K48-linked deubiquitinase activity; cysteine-type deubiquitinase activity. The coding region runs from base 245 to 2284 and encodes 679 amino acids. Gene Ontology annotation, biological process: protein K48-linked deubiquitination.
UGCCUACGUCAUCACAAGACCCCGCCCACUCGCGACUUAUCCAAAUACUGUUUAUAUACGGUAUGUUUCUUAUUUUGGUUUUAAGGAGUUAUUUCGUGGAUGUUUUCUCUAUUCUCGUCAAAUACGUUCACUCGUGUGUGCGUGUGCGUGAUUUAGCAGAUCACACUGGCAGUGAACGCGAAGCAAGUCGGCCGCUUCUUGUGUGCUAGAUCGUUGCAAAGCUGGCUCAGUUUUCUCCACAGCGAUGGUCAUUUGUGUGGAGGAGGUGUCCGCGUCCCUCGUGCGGGAAUAUCUGAGCAGAAAGGGACUCAAGAAGACGAUCGCGUGCAUGGAUGAAGAGCGUCCACGCACACAGUCCAGCAUCAACAACAGAUCCCACUUGAGACAAGUUCUGCACAUUGAGGAUCUGUACAGAGCAAAUAAGGCUCAGAGUUCACCUUUGAGGACUUUACUGGAAAUCAUUGUCAAGCAUCACGUUGAAGGUCACAAAGAUGACCCGAUGGCCUGUGAAGGCAACGACAGCUCACUCUGUCUUCUUCCUGCAAAAACUCCGUCGCAAAUGAACGAAAGCAACUCAGAUCACAGUUCAGCGUCUUUUGUUUCUGGUGACCACAUCAAAUUAAGGUCACAUGACAAGGAAGCAUCCUCGCCUCCACGGGUGGUACUGUCACUUGAUAGACAGGGAAUUAUGAACCACAGUGAAACUAGGACGUGGUUGAAUGCCUCAGUAGAUGAAACCCGCCAGUGUAGGAUGACGUCUCUACAUGAUCACGAUCGCCUUACUGAAGCUGUAAACAAUUCUCCCGUCAAUGAAGUCAGUCAAAGGAGCCGACCCAGUCGGGUUCGACGCGGUAUCUUGGCGGGACCGAUAUCCAGCACCCUUCAGGAGUCAACCAAACAACGGCAGAGUCGAAAGGUUGUCACCCCUCAGCUGCCGUUCAGGAAAGAAGAGGAACCCAGACAGUCUUGGGAUAGACUGUCAGGGAAAAGUUUCCAACAAAAUGUCUUGAAAAAAUCCCAAAGUGAUGCUACAGAGGGAGUGAAGAGCUUGGAGGAAGAGGGAGAAGGCAGAUAUGACAAAAAAAUAGUGAAGUCCAAGACGCAGCCAAAUGUGAGAGAUUUGUCUGAGUUGGUGUUAGAUGACAUUGACGACGAGCUGCCAGCAUUCCCCAAAAUAUCCAUCAAGAACACGGCAACUGCAGCGAGCAGCCACACAGUCCGUCCAAUGGACCAACACACCGCCUCGGAAUUGAAAUCAAUUCUACUUGGCUCAAGUCUCAAAUGUUUCACCGUCGAAUGGCGAAAUCAGGGCUUCGCGUUCUCCGACACGCAUGACUUGAGAUAUGGAGUGGUGCAGAAAAAGGGUGGUCCUUGUGGGGUUCUAGCUUCCAUCCAAGCUUUCGUUUUAAAGAAACUUCUCUUUGAAAACAUAGACAGUAGUUACACAAGACUUCAGCGUUUAAGGCCAACAAAUGCAACCAGAAGAAAAUGUCUGGUUUUAGCUAUGGCUGAAGUCCUGUGGAGGGCCGGCGACGAGAAACAAGCCACAGUAGCAAUAAACUCGGGAAGAAUGCUUUUCACUCCAAGCGGACAUUACAAAUCUGAAGGAGUGCUUGAAAAGAUCAACUGUUUCACAGUGGACAGCAUUAAAAACCUGCAAUCACUACUGGAGCAAAACAUUGAGCAGUUUGAAACAGGGGAGCUGGGAUGUCUACUGCUGACCAUAUCUGCCGUCCUGUCUCGAUCUAUUGAUAAACUGAAAGAAGAUAUGGACGUGGCCACCACCGCACUCAUUGGUGCUCAUGGCUACUGCACUCAAGAGCUUGUCAACCUUCUGCUGGUGGGACGAGCAGUUUCAAACGUCUUUGACGGCAAUGUGGAGCUGGACUCGGGCAACGGCAACUCUACGCUGCUCAAGGGCAUUAAAUCUCACUGUAAUAUUGGCCUUCUGUCCCUGUUUGAACAUUAUAACAUCUUUAAGGUUGGAGACUUUCUGAAGAACCCCCUUUUCCCCAUUUGGGUUGUGUGCAGUGAAAGCCACUUCAGUGUGCUGUUUGGCCUGCAGGAGGAGCUGUUGACAAAUCAGGACAAAAGUGCAGAGUUCGACCUGUACUAUUAUGACGGCUUGGCCAAUCAGCAGGAAGAGAUCCGCCUCACUGUCUCUGUCGGCAAAUCAGAUUUGAGCUGUCAAGAUGCUGAUUUAAUUCCUCCCCUGGAACUCUGCAUUCGAACAAGGUGGAACGAUGCAUUUGUGAGUUGGAAUGACACAGAGCCAAUUCUAUGAAUCCGUGGGUGAUUUCAUAAUACUUUUCUAAAAUGAUGAAGUAUCAGUACAUUCCUUAUCUAUGUUUUCUCAGCACGCAUUCUAAGUUUGACACGUUGAUGCCUGUACUUUUUCCCUCACUCAAUGCGGAAUGCUGCUGGUUAUGAUUCAUCAUAUGACUGCAUAGCUCAAAUACUUGAUGUGGUUGAUUAGAAGACUCCUUAAAAAACAAUUUUCUUUUUACGCAUUAUUAACAUUCUGGAUACAAAUGCAUAUUCAUAAUCACAUUUUUUAUAUUUAUUAAAAAAGCAUAGUAUAUUGAAAAACAAAUAGAAAUUUUAUUUUGUUCUAUUUUUAUUAGGUUCGGCUGCAGCUUUUAAAUAAUUGAUUUACCACAGAGGCCUUUAGCUCGUCAUCACGCCCAGAUAGUUGUUCAUAUUUUUUAAUCGAGGUGAGAUGCAUUCUACUUCUUAGACUAGUUGGGGAAAAAAAAUCACGUCUUAAUGUUCAAUAUUUUUCAUUUUGUCUUAAUGUACAACUGACCAUAUGUGUUGAAUCAAGGACAGAGAACAAAAGUGAAGUGUUCUAGAAUGAUGAUGUUCUGACCUAUCUUUAUUUUUAUUUCACUCAUCUGGAAUGUAUACUGUAAUAAAAUGAUUUAAUCACA